Molecule: messenger RNA, 831 nt
Organism: Lodderomyces margitis
Lineage: Eukaryota; Fungi; Ascomycota; Pichiomycetes; Serinales; Debaryomycetaceae
Exons: 1
Coding region: 1-831 (276 amino acids)
Molecular function (GO): methyltransferase activity
Source: RefSeq, a predicted model, not a curated record
AUGGCAAACGACCAGGUAUACUACAGUAAAGGUUUCAAGAAAUCUGUAUCCGAUACACAUGCAUGGAGAACAGUUGACAAUUCCACGAAAUUCAUCACCUCGGUGCUUCGACCUGAUUUCAAAGUUUUGGAUGUCGGGUGUGGUCCGGGGCUGAUUACGGUCGAUUUGGCAAAGAAUUAUCUCAACGAAAAUGGCUCGGUUAUUGGAGUAGAACCAACACAAGAGUUGAUUGAUACUGCUAACGAAUUCAAGAACACAGCAGCUCCUUCUUUAAACAAUGUCAAAUUUCAAACAGGCUCAAUUUAUGAGUUACCUUUUGAGGAUAACACUUUUGAUUUGGUGCUUGCUCAUCAAGUCAUCAUCCACUUACAAGAUCCAAUAAAAGGUUUACAAGAGCUCGCCAGAGUCACAAAAUCAGGUGGAUAUGUUGCAGUCAAAGACGCCGAUUUAGAAUCAAUUAUAGCAUCACCAGAAAAGUACGAACUACUCCGUAACUACUUUGUUGAAAAGGCGAAGAAUGCGGUGUCUACUGACAUUAAGGCGGGAAGAACGUUGAGAGAGAAAGCUGUAAAAGCCGGCUAUAAGCCGGAUAACAUUACAACUUCUAAAUCCUAUUGGUUGUUGGCUGAUGACAUCGAAGCUAAAAAGCAAUGGGUUGAGUUAACCAAUAAUAGGAUCAAGAAUGGUGGAGAGGUCAUUUAUCCAAAUGAUGAAAAGAAAAAUGAAGAAGUCAGUAAUCAAGUUAUUUCCAAGUGGGAAGAAUGGGUCAAUGACGAAACAUCUUUAUUCAACAUCUCUCACUUUGAAAUUGUAUACAAGAAGCCUGUAUAA